CACACGACAACACUGAAUCAGUGAAUUUAAAAUAAAGGUGAAAUUAAUAAAAAUCAACAUCAACAAUAUUAUUAUUAUUAUAUUAAAAAUAAAUUAACAAAACAAAAAUGAAGACUUCAUCGUGUGGAAUAUAUUUAGUGCUAGCACUAAGUUUAACAUUAUGUACAUUCGUACAAUCAAGGCCGGCACCAGAAGAAGACUACGAUUAUAAAGAAGAACAACCAGAACCACCAAAACCAGUAGUACCUGUAAGAAGUUCACCACUUUUACGAAGAGGUCCAAGUGUACGAGCAAUUGGAAAGCAAGCACCAGCUGCAACAAGUACCACUACAACAACAACGCAAAAGCCAGAAGCAGCAGCUGGUGAUGAUUAUGAAUAUGAAGAUGAACAAGAAGGUCAAGAAACACCUGUUGUAACAACUACGACAGAGGCUCCGAAAAAAGGAAUUCGUACGGGUGUUGUUCGUCCAUUCAGAAGUAAUGAUGAUUUAUUGGCAGCACUUAAAAGACGUCGCCAGCAAUCCUCAAAUGACAAAUCUCAAAUUAAACAACAAUCAGCACCCGUGGAACAAUACGAAGAUGCACCAGUAAUUAAAAAAACUUCUCAAGCUACCAAAGCAAAUGCAGCUGGUCGUAAACGGUAUAAUAAUUCAAGGCCAGCACAGCCACAACCUGAAGAACAAGAGAAAGAAGAAACACCUUCAGAUUCCACGCCACGAACAGCAAGAGGACGUUUUACUGGUAGGCCAUCAUCAAGAUUACAACGACAAAUUGAUAGUGAAAGUCAAGGUUCUGAAACUAGUCAACAAGUAGCAAUAACAAAUCCAAGAAGUUACCGGCCAAGAAGUAGACAAUAAAUAAAAUAAACAAAUUUAUAGUUAUUAUGUUUUUAGUCCGGGGCAUAAACGAAAACCGUAAGAGCAGAGUGAUAUAAGACCAAUUUAUUGAUGUACUACGUCAUUUUAUUAGUUACUUAUUGUGUGCAAGAAAAAGUAGAAAAUGGUUUUUUCAACAUCAAAAAUAAUAUUAGCGA
Messenger RNA from Chrysoperla carnea, 1033 nucleotides. RefSeq names its product PH domain-containing protein DDB_G0275795. Lineage: Eukaryota; Metazoa; Arthropoda; Insecta; Neuroptera; Chrysopidae. The record is from RefSeq and is a predicted model, not a curated record. The transcript has 4 exons. The coding region runs from base 108 to 857 and encodes 249 amino acids.